AUGUUUCCUCUUAUUCAUCUAUACUUGUGUUUUGCUCUCGAGCUUAUGGUUGAAUUUGAAGUUGGUGUUGUUGUCCUUAUUCGAUGCUUUGUUGACUUGUCAAAGCUUAAUGGUGAAGAGAGGAAACCAACCAUAGAGAUGAUUAAUGAUGCCCGUGAGAACUGGGGUUUCUUUGAGUUGGUGAACCAUGGGAUAUCUCAUGAUCUCUUGGACAUCGUAGAGAGACUCAUAAAAGAGCACUACAUGAAAUACAUGGAGCAAAGGUUUAAAAAAAUGGUGCCCAAGAAAGGUCUCGAGGUCGCUCAAUCCGAAAUCGAUGACUUGGAUUGGGAAAGCACUUUCUUCUUGCGUAUGCUGAAAUCGAUGACAUGGUGGCCAACAAGGUCGGUGGCCUCCAGGCUCCUUAAGGACGACCAAUGGAUUGAUGUUCCACCCAUGAACCACUCCAUUGUGAUCAACUUAGGUGACCAAAUUGAGGUCAUUGCCAAUGGAAAAUACAAGAGUGUGAUGCACCAGUGA
Dovyalis caffra is the source of this 519-nucleotide messenger RNA. The record is from the annotation of a GenBank genome assembly. NCBI's taxonomy places the organism in Eukaryota, Viridiplantae, Streptophyta, Magnoliopsida, Malpighiales, Salicaceae.